ACAAACCUUGCCGCGUGCGUUUCGUUUGCGUUUUGCCGAUAGCCCCGCCGGUGCCGGUGUGGUCGUUCGGCUUCCGAAUGUCUUGCCAGUGUUCGAGAACGCGCGUUGUAACCAUUCGAACCUAAUCUGACGUGUGCUAACUUUGCGCGGUUUGCGCGUGCAUUUCGUAUCCGCAGCAAACGAAGCCUGUAAGCGCCUUCGAACACUCGGGAAAAUGUCGCGCGUCAAGAAAGUGAUCGCCGGUUUCUACACCGACAUGAACAUGCUUCUUGGAAAGUUCAUGGCCAAGAACACAGUGCGAUACGUCGACUUCGCCGAACAGUGGAGGGAGCACAAGUUCUCUUUGAUCUUCUGUGGAAGAAAAGACCAGCGUGAACUUCGUUACGUACGUUCACAGAGUGUUCUUGCCUUGUUCUCACUGGAGCUAGUUUUAAGGUUGCCGUAUCCCCUUUUGCAGAUGAUAGAAGAAAUGAUGCCCAUCAUCCUGAAGUUGUGGAUUCCAACCAGCACUUUUCCUGAAAAGCUGUUUGCUCUGUAUAUGCUUUACGCCUGUUACGAAGUGCAGCCGAUUGAGCCCAAGUUGAAGAUCCGAGUCAAGCUGUCCCACUGGAACAUGAUGGAAGAGGUUCUUCAGCAAUCCAAAAAGGAGCAACACCUAGACGUCUGCUACAUCAUAUACCGCAUGAGGGUGACCCACUGCUUCCACUUCGUGGCAUAUCUCAAACAUCGAAGUCCAGCACGGCUAACCGAGCUGGAAGACGACAUCAGCUCGACUGCUGAAGCGACUGCCAAAGUGUUUGCUGACAUGGAACGCCUGGUGAAAGAUGGCUUGCUUGAGCAACUCUCAAUCAUGCACAACCAGUAUACAUCCAUGAAGGCGGCACAAGAGCACCAGGGUGUCAGACAGUUGGACAUGGUCAAAGACAACAUCUUUGACGAAAUGAACAGGGAGGUGUCCGUGCUUCAGGCAAAGUACAGAGCGGUGCGGGAAGCUGAGCAGCAAAGCAAGCAGAGCGGAGUGAGCAGCUCGGAGGACGAGGACGCCUCGGAUGUGGGCGCGAGGCGCAAGCGGCUCCGUGAACGGCAGUUUGCCAACAAGCCCAACACCCGCCAAGGGACGCGUUUCGAAGAGCUCAUGGAGAGGGAGGGCACCCUGCAGGUAGACACUUCCCCAAGUUCCUCGUCUGAGGAGUGGUCACCCCCUCCCACCGCCAAGAGACCAUCCCGAAAAAAGGGCAAGGCUUCGAAGAAGAAGGCCGACAGCCCUGAUGCCAAGUCCGAACAACCAGCCGCACAAGACCAGACGUCACAAGAUCAACCGGAGGCUCCUGCCUCGGACUCGAGCAGGGCAAGGAAGAAGGCCAAGAGACCAGCUCCCAAGACGAGCAGUGUUCAAAAGGAUCAGCCUGGAGACUAGUCCUGCAAAAAUGGCAUUUGCACCUCAUCUUCUCAGUCACCUCAUCGACAUUUUGUUGAGUUUAUGUUGAGAGAAAAGUCAGUCCCUCUCUUUACGUUCACAUAUUACUACUAGAACAAAUAAAUAUGUUGGAUGUUUGAA
This is a messenger RNA of Ixodes scapularis (black-legged tick), 1558 nucleotides long. RefSeq names its product snRNA-activating protein complex subunit 1. Gene Ontology annotation, biological process: snRNA transcription by RNA polymerase III; snRNA transcription by RNA polymerase II. Bases 215 to 1417 code for a protein of 400 amino acids. Gene Ontology annotation, molecular function: sequence-specific DNA binding. The record is from RefSeq and is a predicted model, not a curated record. Lineage: Eukaryota; Metazoa; Arthropoda; Arachnida; Ixodida; Ixodidae. Gene Ontology annotation, cellular component: snRNA-activating protein complex. The transcript is spliced from 8 exons.